CGGUUAGUUUUUUAAGUUAUAACUCGAUAACAACUCAUAAUUACAACUUAGACCUUCCUCUCUCGGAUGUGCUGAAGACAAUGCGCAUUGCGGGUAUGACAUUUGCAUUGUCGCCACAUAUAAUUAAAGAUUUGUUACGGGAAGCAUAGUUAUUCGUGAUUAAAAUCUGCAAACUGCUUUUACUAUUCUGUGCUGUUCUAUUGCUGUCCUGAUGAAACUAUAACUGUCUCCCAUGUAGAAAGUGUAAAUAGCGGUAAUUAUUCCAGAACCAGAUAUCUUGAUUGAUUACAACGGCACACGAAUUAUAAGUCCGACACGCCUGAACACACGAGCACAUUUCACAUGGUUCUAGAAAGAAGCUGCAAGUAAAUAUAGUUUACGGUAUAUUUGAUAGAUAACGAUACAUGUCAUUACUUAUUCAUGCAUCAACGUACAUUAUUUAUGAACGAUGGUAUAAUUAUUAUAAUGAACGUUUGAAUAGACGAUAGAAACGAUUUCACGUUGUACGACGCGGAAUAAAUUUUGGCAAAGAGUUUAAAGCUCUCGUACCGGCAAACUUCCCAAAUAUCAGUAUCAGAAAAACGAAUAAGAAUGACGGCUGUAAUGAUAUGCCGUAGUAAAGCGAUAUCGCUUCAACGACGGGAAUAAAUCAUGCGGCGGUGAUAACACCGUGCGAGCUGCGUGUCGUUAUUGUUACCGUAAUAUCGAAUGCGCCCGUAAUAGUGGCCACGUUCUAACGUUACGACUCGCGAAAUCGCUGGCAGUGAAAUUAUGCGCUUUCAAUCGAUAUCGGAUCGAUGAUUUAAUUAAAAAUAAUAUCUUUACUGCGCGAUGAUGCGGCGCAUGCUACUGAGCCGCACGACCAAAUCAGAAUACUAAUAAUCAAAUUAGAAACCCUUUCCCAUGGGCAGAUUGCCGCAUACGAUUGCCGCAUUGUGGUGUUUUCGGAGAAAUUUCAUUAAUCAUUAAUCGGAUCUGCAUAACACGCAUGUGUAUACAUGCGUAAUGAAUGUAUUGUCUACUGCGCGCAAUAUGCAAAAGCAAGCAAUAUGACGUGUAUGCUGAUGAAAUGUAUCCGAUACAGUUGAUGACAGUGGGAAAAGAAAUGCAUUACGUUUAAUGAGGAGAUGAUUUAAGUGCAAAGCGGGGAAUUAUACUAAUAAAUGAUAUAUAAUAUCCAAAUCAAACUCGUAGCACAUAACAUAAUAAAUAUAUGCGAGACUCCGAGGGAAACUAUGCAUAUUGUAAGAUUCUUCAUAAAUAUACAAUGCUGCAUAUGUAUAAGAGAUGAUUACCAUAUCAAAAUUAUUCUUCGGAGAUUAUUUGAAGUGUCAUUUAAUUCUUACAUACAUUUGCAACCGACAAUAAUAUAUGGAAGUUUUAACGGCAGCUUUAUGCCGUGUAUACGAAUUCGAUGCAAAUUCAAUGCUAUGUUUUCUGCAUCAGAAUGUAAUUUAUGAAUACCUCAUCUUUCUGUUUUGAGAGACUGUAUGAUACAAUAGGUAUUCGCUACAUAUAAACGCGGCAAGUGUUCUGCAGAAAUGGAAAAUAUACGAGAACAAAACCAGAUAUUGAAGCAUGCAAUAUAUAAUACAUUAGAGGUUUUCAAUAUUUCGCAAAUAUAAGCGCUCAAUGGAUUGUAUUCAAGUGUCUAUUAAAAUAAUACAAUACAUCAAUCACUUUGCAGCAAUAACGCAGUAUGUACCGUGGUUUUAUGCAUCGCGAAAGCACGUACAUAAAUGUAAAUCGUUCGGGAUUUUAGUCUUUGAAACAUUAUGGAAACACGCUGGAAACACGGGAAAAUUCAGAAAAAUCUCUGAUAUCGUGAUUAUAAAAUUUUUUUAAUAAUAAUGAACAAACGUAUUUCCACGAGAGACACGAUAAUAGAUAAAUACAAAGAUUUUCAACUUUUUCAAUAUUUAAAAUAUUGGAAACACGAAAAUAUAUCAGCAUCGGGAUUAUCGUAGUGAUUCGAGUCUCAUCCGAUCAAAAUAACACAGAUACCUACAAAUACGAAAUUCCUCAUUCGUAUGAUGCAUUACCAAUUGCAAUCUUCCUUUUUUCUGUCGAUCACGGUUUAAAAAAUGCAUUCAAUUGUCUCAGACGUCAUAAAUCGUGAUAUCGGAUCUCUUGCGCCGCUCUGUGUAUAUACAUGCAUUGACGGAGAUUAUGGUGGAGCGUCCGGGGAUUAACAUGUACCAACAGAUGCAAAAGAGAAAAAAGAAACGGGCAUAUGUACUCGGUCGUCCGACUAAAACCGGUCAGUAGAAACACGUCUCUUCUCGCGCUUCUCCACCAUGUUCUUGCUCCGUUAGUUUAGUGAUUCUUGUGUGGUAUCACGACCGGGUCAACGCAAUACUCCGUUUCGCUUGGUUUACGUCUGAUCUUGUCAUGGCGAUCCAUGUCGACGAAGGAGGAUUCGCUUCCGCGACGCAGGAGAAGCCAUUGUUACAACAGAGCGUCAAUUCGCCGCAGAAUGGUACGAAGUUGGACAAUAUUGUUGCUUGGACAAGAUCCUGCGAUGAACUUACUACCGCCUGUACGUUAUGGAACGUUCCUAAUUCAUGUAAAUUCGGUGAGUGUUACGGAAUCAUAACGUUCAACGAUCUUGUUGCUAAUCGUUGUUGUAACUUUUUUGAGGGAAAGAAAAGAAAACCGGCAAAGUUAGUAGAAAUUAAAAAAUAUGAAAUUACAUAUUAAAAUAAAGGUACAUAGAAUAUUGUGAAUUUUAAAAUCAGUGGAUUAUACAAUAUUGAAGAAUAUCAUGUAAAUAUGUAAGUAUUUAGAGAAAAAAAAUUACAUCAUAUGUAAUCUCAUUUUAAUUUAAUGUGUUCAUUUUAAAAUAAUGUUUAUAAUUAAAAUGAAACACUGAAAUGAAUUAAAAUUACACAGUUAACAGACAAAACUGAGAAAUUUAUUCACAAAUAAUUCAGACGUGUUUAAUAUGAGUAGCUCCGAGAGAGGAAGUUUGUUUAAAAUGCGGAAAGACACUUGGGUCGUCAAAAUAGAAUACUGUAAAGGAGUAAAUGAUACACAAAGUGAUAACGUAAAAUCUGACCGUGCGCUAUCAAGUCCGCCAUUCGAAGCUAUCAGACUGUAAACAAUUAACGCUUUUCAGAGCAGCGGAGAACCAAACGAUAAAGGUAACUCGUCACCGCGAUUUUAUAAGCCCCUAGGAAGUCCCGUAAAAUUUACACAAAGCGAUUUUCGUCUACUUCGUGAGCUAUAAAGCUGAUCCAGGCGACGACGUUAAGCCAUACGUGUUGGCGCUAUCGUGUCGCGAGUUUACAAGUGCGGUUAUAGUUGUGGACAAUCCUCAAUUUAUGCCUCGUGCGCCACCCUGUUAUCGCGUACAGGCUCGAUUCGGGUUUAUCGAACGGUGUGAGAUUUUUGCGGGCACUAUCGGAUGACGAUAAAAGUUGCGGAAUAUCGGACGGGUGCAGCGAUCGCCGGCACUGACUUGCAUGAUCGUGAUGGUGUUGCAGGCAACGAGAUGAAUUACAAGGGUAGCGGAAAGGUCCACUUCGGGGUGGACGACGUCUCCCUUUAUGGGACCCCGAAGGAGGAGCCAGGCCCGGGUCUCCCGGGCCAGGAGGUCAAGCAGAGCUUCCUGAAAAAUCAACUUCAGGCCCUGUUCCAGCCAACAGACAACAAGCUGGCCAUGAAGUUGUUUGGUAGCAAGAAGGCGCUCAUGAAGGAACGAAUCAGGCAAAAGGCCGCGGGUCACUGGGUCAUCCAUCCUUGCUCCAGUUUUCGAUUCUACUGGGACCUCUGCAUGCUCCUCUUAUUGGUCGCUAAUCUGAUAAUUCUGCCAGUCGCCAUUAGUUUUUUCAAUGACGACCUAAGCACUAGGUGGAUAGCCUUUAACUGCCUUUCCGACACAAUAUUCCUUAUAGACAUCGUUGUCAACUUCAGGACGGGUAUAAUGCAGCAGGAUAAUGCCGAACAAGUGAUACUGGAUCCGAAGUUAAUCGCGAAACACUACCUCAGGACUUGGUUCUUUCUCGACCUCAUCUCCUCCAUACCACUAGACUACAUUUUCCUCAUAUUUAAUCAAUUUCAGGACUUCAGCGAGUCCUUCCAGCUUCUACAUGCUGGACGUGCGCUCAGGAUUCUCAGGCUUGCAAAACUGUUGUCACUCGUUAGGUUACUACGCUUGUCAAGACUGGUGCGGUAUGUCUCGCAAUGGGAAGAGGUCUAUAUCCCCCUUUAUCAACAGCCGGAGAGGCACUACGAGCGUCGGGCGACACCGCCCCAACCAGACCGAACCAGCAAGAUAUUGCAGAACCUACAAAAAAAACGCACUGAGCGGAGGGGGCGCCUAAGUUCUGACAAUAUGACUAAAAAGAAGUCCGGUUUCAGCAAAAGCGAACUUAUUUUUAAGUUCCUGAAUAUGGCGUCGGUGUUCAUGCGGAUUUUUAACCUGAUCUGUAUGAUGCUGCUAAUCGGCCAUUGGAGUGGCUGCCUGCAAUUCCUAGUCCCUAUGCUUCAAGGAUUUCCCAGUAAUUCAUGGGUGGCCAUUAACGAGUUACAGGACUCGUUUUGGCUGGAACAAUAUUCGUGGGCCCUCUUCAAAGCUAUGUCGCACAUGCUGUGUAUCGGGUACGGUAGGUUCCCGCCACAGUCCUUGACCGACAUGUGGCUGACCAUGCUUAGCAUGAUCAGCGGUGCGACGUGCUACGCUCUUUUCCUCGGACACGCGACGAAUCUCAUUCAAUCUCUCGAUUCCUCGAGGAGACAAUACCGGGAGAAGGUGAAACAAGUAGAGGAAUACAUGGCCUAUCGAAAACUACCGAGAGAAAUGAGACAGAGGAUCACGGAGUACUUCGAACACCGCUAUCAAGGGAAGUUCUUCGACGAGGAGCUGAUCCUUGGAGAGCUCUCCGAAAAAUUGAGAGAGGAUGUGAUAAACUACAACUGCAGAUCGCUGGUGGCGUCCGUGCCCUUCUUCGCCAACGCCGAUUCGAAUUUCGUCUCGGAUGUCGUGACGAAACUCAGAUACGAAGUCUUCCAGCCAGGUGAUAUCAUCAUUAAGGAGGGUACUAUCGGCUCGAAAAUGUACUUCAUACAAGAAGGCAUUGUCGAUAUCGUGAUGGCAAACGGCGAAGUCGCGACCUCGUUGUCGGACGGAUCUUACUUCGGCGAAAUCUGUCUGCUGACGAACGCGAGGAGGGUAGCGUCGGUCCGAGCGGAGACCUACUGCAACCUCUUUAGCCUCUCGGUGGAUCAUUUCAACGCCGUGCUGGACCAGUACCCGCUAAUGCGUAGAACGAUGGAGAGUGUUGCCGCCGAGAGGUAUAAGCUUUGGCUAAAUAAAAUCGGAAAGAAUCCUAAUCUGGUGGCUCAUCGCGAGGAGGAUCUUGGCAGUGAAUCAAAAACGAUAAACGCCGUAGUAAAUGCGCUCGCGGAGCAGGCCGCGCAUGCCAGCGCCAGUGAGGAAUCGAUACACAGUAUGGAGCUUAGAUCGUUGCCGGCUUGCCUCUUACCCAGACCAAAGUCUGAGAACAAUUUUGCGAGCCAAGAACUUACGAGAGAAGGACGGAGGAUCUUCCACAAGAGCGACACUUUCCACAAGGAUUCGUAUCAAUGACGACACUCGUUUUACUAGCAUACGCAGAGAUACUAACGGCUCCAUGUUGAAACAAUGCUGGAACUCCUUUCAUCGACAGCAGGACAGCUGGUGGUUUUGUGCCCGACACUUGGGCGAUCCUAUAGCAGCGGUCUAUACAUAGAUAUCGGCCAUGCCAGUAGUUCUUUAGCAAUCGAUUUAUAGCGCCUUCUUAUAUUAAUCUGACGGCAUUUUUGUCCAGGACUGCAAAACCGCCAAGGCUGUUCCUAGUCCUACGCUCCAACCAUGAUAUAGAUUCGUGAAACAACUAGAUUUAUAUACACGUAUAUAUGUAUAUAUGUAUAUUACAUUUAAAAUAUACAUAUAAAUAUAUAUAUAAAAUAUGUUGAGAUUAUAUAUAUUAUUAUUAUUAUUAUACCAUUAAUAAUAUAUAAAAUACCGACGAAGUACAUAUAUUACGAAAUAAUUUAGUGAAAACGAAGAAAACGGGGUUGAGAAAAUAAAAGAGAAACUUCUACAUCUUAGGCCCCCCCCCUUUAUCUUUCAAGGUGCGUUCGUGUUCUUUUAGAAAAUGAUAACAAAGUGCUUUACACAGUCACGAGGUUUUAAUCUUUUACGUGGGCAGAAUGAGAAGGAGAACGAAACUAUAUCUAUAUCUCGGUUGGAGAACAUGGAGCCGCGUUUUAUGCCGCGUCUCUUCAUUGAGAAUAAUCGCAGCGUCGUGUCAGAUGCAAUACUAAAGAAAGACGGAUGAACGCAGCGAAGAAUGAAGAUCUCAAAGACGACGAAGAGCAGGCCUAGAAAUUUAUAGAGAGUAUGUAGCCCACGUCGUGGAUAAAAAAUUAGGUAUAAUCCUAAAUAACAAUGUAACGAUGCGUAAUUCUCUGUGAUUUUGCAAGUUGACGUUUCGCACCUUAGGAGAGAAAAAAAACAGUGUAAUCUACAUGAGGAGAAUUAGGAUGCUCUUUUUUUUUAAGGCAACAACUAACAUAGAGAGAUCGUACUCGUAAGACCGGAGUAUUCCGAUUAAGUUAACGCGAUUUUAUCUUUAGCUUCGUACUCCAUUAGAGACGUGUAAAAUAAAUAAAAAAAAUAACGUUUGUUAACGCGUAAUACUCCGUGCGGAAGAAAUGCGGGAGUGAAAGGGUUCACGGGAUAGACUAAUCUCUUAUUGGAGAAGGCUUUCUUCUUAUUUCAGACGCGAGUUAUGUUUACAUUCGGUUUACAUUUGCUUAUUUGAUAGGUCCUCCUUUAUUUUGCUACGUUUUUGAUUUGCUUCGAGAGCAUAACGACACUAAAGCCGAAUGAUAAAUACCCGUUGCGAUUCAGUGUCGGAUAUAUUCGAUAGACCGUCCUGGUACGUAAAUAGGAUCGGUGAGGAAAUUAUGAUCGCGUAUUUUUGAGAAUUCGCGAAUAGGGAAAAGAACGAGGAAGAGAGAGAGAGAGGGAGAGAGAAAGAGAAAGAGAAAUGAGAUUAAAAUGCGAUGAUUUUAUCGAUUAACUGGUUCUACAAAUACCGAGGGCCCAGAGGCUGUGUUUACUUGUUGAGAGUCCUUUGGGCCGCUGUGGUUACAUGUCAAUGAAUGAAUAUUAAGCGAAACGCAAGCAAAGUAUCUUUUUAUGAGAUGAAAACAAAAAAAACGCGAUGUACUAUAAGAGAAACUAUAAAAAUACUAUGUAAUAAAUUAUUAUUAUUGUUACGAUUAUUACUUGCAAUGAUUACUACACCACUACCGCAUAAUUAGGCAAGUAAAUAAAUAACAAAAAAAGAACACAGGUACACAUAUACUAUAUAUGAAAUAUUAUGCAUAGUGGUUAAAUAUCGUGUUGCAAGAUACUUCUGUAAUGUUCAGCUACGUUCGGAGUGGUCUGAUACUAACUAAACACCGAUACUUACGAAUAGUUUACACAUCAUUAUCCUCCCGGAGCUUGAUCUAUCGUCUUCAUUUAAAUAAUAUUUUAUAAUCAAUUGUUUUUGUUGCUAAUUAAACCAUACGAUCGAUCUCGCUUUAUAUACAGGCUAAUGAAAAACAAGCAGAAUGUUUUCUCUUCAUUUCAAAUAAUUCUUAGCAAAAAUGAAUUUGACAUAAAAAUAUUUGCAAAAAAGUAAUUAUACCUGUAAUAUUAUUUAGUUUACCAUUAGGCAUUAUAUUUAGUUCUUAACGCUAAAGAGCACAAGUAAAUUUAUAAACGCACAAUACUGUCCCCGGGAGAGAAUCUACAUAUAAACUAUAUUAUAAAAUUUAAAAAAAAUACGAGUGUUUUCUCAUCAAUAGUUUGCGUCCGAUUAAAAUCUACAUUAUUUGGUGAUGUAAAAUUAAUGAACGACCCUUCAAAAAUUUAAUGUGCUCUUUAGGGUUAAUAAAGGUGCAUUUAUCUGGUAUUAACAUAACUUUUCCUUUUAAAUUCGAGAUUGCAAUGGACUCCCUUUUCCGCAUGAAAAUUAAUUUGGUCAUCCUCUAUCAAAAAUAACGCAUAUUAUUUUUAUUUAGGAGACGACGAGACUCCAUUGGCGAGUGUACGAUUGAAAGAAGUGAGCCGAUCGUCUUUUCUAGUUGAUGCGUUUACACGUUAUCGCGAGUACAUGUACAUAUAUCUCCACGUAAGAAUUAACAGAUUACACGCGCGUUUCAUACAUAUACAUAUGUAAACCUGAACACUUACACACGCCAGAGAGAGAGAAAGAGAGAGAAAGGGAGAGGAAGAAUUAGAAAAAGAAAGAAGUACCUAUUUUUCAUGUAAGAGAGACAUAGUUUUUUGUCAUUAUUUUACAUCUCCAUAUACGUCAUCAUAAAUAUAUAUAUAAUAUAUAUACCGUAACACAACUACAAGAAAGAGAGAGGGAGAAAGAGAGAAAGGAGAGUGCGUACGAGAAGUGAAGACAUUCCAAUGGGUAGAGUAGUCGUAGACCGCAUAAUCGACGUUUUUAUAGAUUAAUCUGUACGAACGGUCUAGGAUUAAUCUGCCGGUUCGGGCCUAAGAAGUACGCAUUACUAUAAUUAUAUAAAUAAUUAUAUAACACGCACACAUACAUACCAUACGGUACACACACAUAGACACACGCAUUAUUACUGUGCUCCGAAAGGAGUGCGAGGGACAGAACAAAGUGAUUAUAUACAGAAUGAAACUGUACUCUUACUACCACUGCUAACUGAUAGACACUAUUUAGCCACUGUCUACUUACGUCGAUAAAACAAUUUAAAAAACUGCGGCAAGAAAGUGCUGUGUUAGUACUCUCACAUAUACACACGUACAUAUACACAUACACAUGUAAGAAUAUUACGUGUACAUAUAGCGUACGUAUGUACGUAAGGAACUACGCAUCUAUAGUGCACUAUGAGAGAUAUCGGGGAGAAUAACACUUAGGAUUAAAGAGAGAUCGCGUGGCUAAUUGAAGGCGUGUGUACCUUACUCCGUAAAUGCUAACAGACAAGAGUGAGACACAUUAUUAAAUAAAAACAAAAAAAAGAGGCGAAUAGUUUUUGUAUCGAGAGGUAGAUCGCGCGCGAACAGCGGAAUUGGAUCGGGUCAGGUGGAAACGGAUCCGGAAAUCGGAAAUGGACGCAUAGCUACUGACAACGGCAACGGCAAGCUCGAAAUUAAAUGAGACAGCAGGUUCACAUGUACGCUGUAAAAGAAAUAUAAUCGAGUAAUGUGCGUCGGAUUGCGAGAGCGUGGAUGCAAUUGUCGUCCGAGGCUGAUCAAAGUGCGUCAAUUUAGCUACGGUGUCUAUGACGUGGAGUACGCAAAACGGGACGCUAAAAAAGAUUGUGGAACCGUGUGUUUCGAAUUUCACAUAUCAAUCGUUCUGUUGAAAGACGUCGCAAAAGUAUACGCUGGACGCGAGAAUUCUUUUCAAAGCGCGCUCGAUAAAGACGCUUGAUCUAUAUAUAUAGUGUAACGUGUUAAUCUAUCUUUCCUUUUUCUUUCUUUUCUUUGGGAAACCCAAUCUCGCGAUUUAUGCAGCAGGCUUGAGGUUUCGACAAAAUUUCCACAUUUGUACAUCCACCGAUGAUUUCGUUCGUUGAAUAUCGCGCUAACGAGUAAGACAGAACGAUCGUCUAAAAUUACCUUCUCUUCGAAGCAGACUCACAAUUUCCGUUUCCGGUUUCGGGGAUCGAAAGCUAUAAAAACGAUCGAUGAAGAAACAUGCGACUGUCCAAAGUUAAAUAAAAAUGCUAUUAGACGAUCCGCUGUUGAGUGUUUCUCAAUCAUUUUUGCACGGUGACACGGUACUCCGAUUACGCGGUUUCUCAAAAAUGUAUCUCAUUUCUAAGCAAUAUUUCGGUGUAGUUAUUAUAAUAUCAUUUGUUGCACGCUGUGAAAUCUAUUUUUUAUUGUGGGAUAAAACUAUUGCAGUUAUCCUUAUAAAUAUCCUUAUACCUGAGCGCUGCAUGUAUAACAACUAAUCCAAAUUUAUCACUUAAAAUCCACGCGCGUUAUCCGUUUUUCUACAACUGUUCGAAAAUCAAAUGUGAUCGAAACAACGAAUUAUGCACACAUCAAAACUUGCGCGUGCGGUAAUUCUUGUGUAUAAUGUUAAAAUAGAGAUGUAUAACUAUAGAUCUCAUAACCGGAAGUAGAGUAAUGAAUUUUCCCAAAAGAAACUUGCAGCACAAAUGAUCAUCGUUGAAUCACAUUUAUUUCAAAGAUAUUUUUUGUUUUAUAUAAUCGCAUUAUGCCGGACGAUUCAAGAUUAUUUCGCAAUAACUUGAUUCUAAAUACAUGCUUUUUGGAGAGUUCUCACGUAUCGUGGCACCGUGCGAAAAUUAAGGCAACUAGUUGGGAAACCUACGUAGCACGCCUUGUAAAAAAUAAAAUGAAGAAAACAUUACCCUAGCGUCAAUUUUCUACGAAAGAGUUUUCUACAGGGUUCACGCCAUGAGCGGAACGUCGCGCUUAUGGUAUGAAUAUGUACGUACGCUGAAUAUGUGCGGCGCUGAAUAUAAAUCUAUUGAUGUUUUUUUCUUUUUCUAUUACACAGAGAACGUUGCGUUUGUAAUUACGAUCGUUUUUCGCGUGUGAAUGAAAGCAGCUUGCAGCAGAGAGAAUUGUCAGUAAUAGUAAGAGCUUGUGCUAGGAGUACGACAUAUGACUGAAUGAGAGAGAGAGAGAGAAAGAGAGAAAGACGUGAUGAUACUUCAGUUUUCGAUGCUCGAUUUACAAGUUGAUUUUCCUUAUUUUUUCCGCAAUUUUACUUGCGGAACUCACUUUGUCAAGUAUGACUUUUUUCGAGAACUUAGCUACAAAGAACGAAAAUUUGGAUGAAAUACAUAGCAGAGUAGGAAUGCUGCAGUUCUCUAGGAAAUACAUUGCCGGUAUUCUUUGCGAUGCCAAUGGUGUAACUUGUGCAUUAUUGCCCGCAAAUAGUGGCAAUAUUCUCGAUUGCUUGCAAAUUUGAGAACACG
Molecule: messenger RNA, 10977 nt
Organism: Ooceraea biroi (clonal raider ant)
Lineage: Eukaryota; Metazoa; Arthropoda; Insecta; Hymenoptera; Formicidae
Product: hyperpolarization activated cyclic nucleotide gated potassium channel Ih
Biological process (GO): potassium ion transmembrane transport; sodium ion transmembrane transport; regulation of membrane depolarization
Cellular component (GO): membrane; HCN channel complex
Molecular function (GO): voltage-gated potassium channel activity
Source: RefSeq, a predicted model, not a curated record